Messenger RNA from Rhododendron vialii, 1847 nucleotides. Its product is annotated as sulfite exporter TauE/SafE family protein 4. The transcript is spliced from 12 exons. The coding region runs from base 208 to 1605 and encodes 465 amino acids. Gene Ontology annotation, cellular component: Cul4A-RING E3 ubiquitin ligase complex; membrane. The record is from RefSeq and is a predicted model, not a curated record. Gene Ontology annotation, biological process: protein ubiquitination. Lineage: Eukaryota; Viridiplantae; Streptophyta; Magnoliopsida; Ericales; Ericaceae.
ACAACAAUCUCCCUUCUCUCUCUCUCAUCAUAAAUCCUUGUGUGGGCAUUAAACUUUUAGAUUUGAUUUCACGGUGCUACACUGCUACCAUUUAUAGCAGGACAAGGUAACGUAGCCAAAGAUUUGUGAAGGAAAAACACAGAGAGGCGGCCUGCGGCGUGAAUUUCAUAACCUUACACACUCUGAAUCAAACAGUCACAGAGAGCCAUGGCGACCAAAGGAUUUGUGUUGUACCUAUUGUCUGGUUUCUCCGUCGCUGUCCUAUCAGUUCUCUUCAUCAACGACCACCCAAUUAAUCAAAACGCAUUCCCACCUCACCUUUCCUCUCUGAACAACACAUUUUCGCAUCACCCAUAUGGAUCUGAAUCCACAACUUGGCCUGAAUUGGAGUUCAGCUGGAGAAUUGUAUUGGCAACGGUGAUAGGGUUCUUGGGAUCAGCAUUUGGAACGGUGGGUGGGGUUGGAGGGGGAGGCAUUUUCGUGCCGAUGCUUACUUUGAUUGUUGGGUUUGAUACCAAGUCUGCUGCUGCUCUUUCAAAAUGUAUGAUAAUGGGGGCUUCAGCAGCAUCAGUUUGGUACAAUUUAAGGGUGCCUCAUCCAUGCAGAGAAGUGCCCAUCCUAGACUAUGAUCUGGCCCUUCUAUUCCAGCCCAUGCUUAUGCUAGGAAUCACCAUUGGUGUGGCUCUGAGUGUUGUCUUCCCCUAUUGGCUCAUCACUGUGCUUAUCAUCAUUCUGUUCAUGGGAACAUCAUCAAGAUCUUUCUUUAAGGCCACUCAGAUGUGGAAGGAAGAGACUAUUCUGAAGAAAGAAAUGGCUCGGCAACAAGAAACUUUUGUUAACUCUCAUGGUGAAUUACUAAUUGAUACACAGUAUGACCCAUUGAUUCCUAGAGAGGAGAAAACACCAUCGCAAAUUUUACUUUUCAACCUGAGAUGGAAAAGGAUUCUGGUGCUACUACUCGUAUGGGUUGCGUUUCUACUUCUUCAGAUCAUCAAGAAUGAUGCAGUGGUUUGUAGUGCAUGGUAUUGGCUGCUGUUUUGCUUACAGUUUCCGGUAGCUCUCGGCGUUUUUGGGAAUGAAUGUGUGAAACUAUACAAAGAAAGCAAAAGGAGGAGGAUCUCAGGGAACACAGAAUCAGUAUGCGAGGCUACACUUGAAUGGACCCCAAUUCAGCUUGCCUUCUGUGCACUGUGUGGUAUAUUGGGAGGCACUGUUGGGGGACUACUUGGAUCUGGUGGUGGAUUCAUUCUGGGUCCUCUCCUCCUUGAGAUUGGUGUCAUACCUCAGGUUGCAAGCGCGACAGCAACGUUUGUGAUGAUGUUCUCCUCAUCCUUGUCUGUGGUGGAGUUUUACCUCCUCAAAAGGUUCCCUAUCCCAUAUGCUAUAUACCUCAUAGCUGUGUCUAUAUUGGCUGGCUUCUGGGGACAAUUCUUUAUAAGAAAACUCAUUGCUUUUGUAAAGAGAGCUUCGAUCAUCGUGUUCAUCCUCUCCGCUGUUAUCUUUGCCAGUGCUCUAACAAUGGGGGUGAUUGGCAUUGAGAAAACUAUCAUAAUGAUUCACAACCACGAGUUCAUGGGAUUUUUGGGAUUUUGCAGCAGUCAGUGAUUACAUAUAUUAGGCAUAGAUAUUAGGGGGUGUUUGGUCAAUGCCUAAUUGACCAACCCCAGCAUCUCUGCCAUACAAUUUGAGCCGUUAUUCGUUUUGUUCGCAACGGUGGCUGUGUGAGUGUUAGCUGGUCGUUAACACCACCAACACCUUAUUUAUUUGUCGCUUCGUUGUGACAAUGGAUUAUUUUCAAGGCAUUUCUAGUUGGUGUGAGAUCUAUUGUUAGACUUGUUUUUCUAGCA